This is a messenger RNA of Chaetomium fimeti, 1059 nucleotides long. RefSeq lists its product as uncharacterized. The transcript has a single exon. The record is from RefSeq and is a predicted model, not a curated record. Bases 148 to 894 code for a protein of 248 amino acids. NCBI's taxonomy places the organism in Eukaryota, Fungi, Ascomycota, Sordariomycetes, Sordariales, Chaetomiaceae.
UUGUCCCCCUGUUACCCGUGUGUGGCCAUUGUGAGGGCUUAAAGCGAUCUUGGGCGCCAUUACUUCUCAUACUUAAACCCGCUCUCCGUGUUCACCCUGAGUUUAUAGGAUUAUGGAAAGUCAUCCGCUUUAAGAUACCCCAACACAAUGGCAUACUACUCUUACGUACAAUUUCCGCCUGACGCCCAAUACGGUGACCCGUAUUGGGCCCGGGAUCAGGACUGUUGUCGGGAUCAAGACAGACCUCGUCGCCGACGCCGCCGGUCUUCGCGCCCUCGUGAAGAGGAUCCCAAAUCCCGUCGAGAUAUCCACCGCGACGACCGUUUCACGGACGCUGGCCGUGCCAGGUCGAGCCCGAGUACGAGCCCCAUUGACGACGAUUUCUACCGACGGGCCCGCAGCCGCACGGAAACAAGGCGGGAUGACAUUGGUAGGGGUAGAAAUUUGAAAGACCACCCUGACGCUCAUUUUAAUGCACGUUUUAAUACUCAUUUUAAUGCUCAUUCUGGUGCCCAUUUCGACGAUGGAAUCGAAUAUGCCUGGGUCCAUGCGGAUCGCGUAAGGACAACCAUGGGUAUCAACGACGAGUAUUUUCCCUGGCCCAUGCCGCCUCAUGAAACAAGAGGGUUUAGCGGUUACGCGACUGGCUACAGCUACUAUUCACCAGACUCUCACACAGGGCCACACCGGCGUGAUCCGCCCCCUACUCGACCGUUUCCGCAUCCCCCGCGGGCUCAGACCCGGCCGGCCGACCCAAGUUACGAUGGCUGGGCACGGCAAGCCAGACCGAAACCCAGGGAGCCCUUCCAUUACGUGUAUGUAGGCACGACGGGCCCGGACGGCGAGGUCAUCGACGGCUACAAGGGUUAUCGGACCGGGCCACCGCAUCGGUAGGCCUAGGCAAUACACGGUAGGGCACGAUAUGCUUCAAACAAAGGUAUAUUCCUUUUUGUACUUCCCAAUAUAUAGUGUGAGCUGGGGUGCUUCAAGUUAAGGGGGGACCCGUUCAUGGAACGUCGAAAGGGUGCAUGGUUUGGGCCGCAACCCCCGUUGGGCCGC